This is a messenger RNA of Sceloporus undulatus (fence lizard), 6942 nucleotides long. It is a transcript of the gene C4H6orf132, whose product is annotated as chromosome 4 C6orf132 homolog. Lineage: Eukaryota; Metazoa; Chordata; Lepidosauria; Squamata; Phrynosomatidae. The record is from RefSeq and is a predicted model, not a curated record. Bases 109 to 3375 code for a protein of 1088 amino acids. The transcript is spliced from 5 exons.
AUCACCUGUUGGAGAUUUGUGAGCUCGGUGGUAACUGAACAAACUGGAAAUAUGUCUUGCUAGAGAGAGUAUUUGGAAACUCACCAAAGAAGGCAGAAGAUAGAAAAGAUGAAGAAGCAUCAUUCUGUUCAAGGAACAAUUAGCCGACUCUUUGGGAAAAAACAUGCCAGCAACAAUUCAGCCAGCUCUCUCUUUGUCACCAACCCUCCCUGGAUCUUCACGCAGGAGGUCAAAUCUGACACCCAAGCAAGCUUUGGUGAAGUGGAUGGCAUCUACUAUGGGGAUAAUCGCUUUGGUUCAGUUACCGAUUCUGGGACAGCAACAUUGAAGCCACGGCCGAGAGUCCGGCCUUUGCUGACUUUUUUACCCCUUAAUGCUCAAGAGGCACAUGGCGUGGCUGUACCAACACCAUCAGUACCAGAAGGCUUUGAAGAGAAAUCACUUCUGGGACCUGGUUCUCAAAUUAAUGGCAGUUACAGAAAGUACAAUUCAGUGCUUGACCUGAGACCCAAACCAUUUGAAAAUUACUUGGAUGAUGACUACAUUCCACCACCACCAUCAGUUCCUCCUCCACCACCACCUUCAGUUGAUCUCCCUGUAGCUCAACCUUCCAUACAAGUUGCAGCUCCACCUUCUUUGGAUGUACCACCUCCACCUUCUGUGGCAGCUCCACCCCCACCCCCACCAUCUAUGCCUCCUCCACCACCACCUUCAAUGCCAGCUCAGUCUCCUUCAUCUCUGGCUCCACCUUCAUACCCAUAUUCCAAUCUGUCUUCUCCCAGUACUCCGUCCCCACCAGACUUUAUUCCUCCUACUCCUCCUCUGGCUUUUAUUGAUGGUGCAGCCCCUCCACAUUCACCACCGCUUCACACUCCACCCUUCUCAAAUGGUGUGUCCAAAUGGAAAUCUGAGACUGUUUUAAAUAUCAGGGAGCUAGAUACCAUCCCCCACAAUCUGAACCUUAAUACACCUUCAACUCCUACCCAAAAGGAAUCACAGCUGUCACAAUCCAGCCCAGACCCUCAUCUCACUUUCCCUCGGUCAUUAAAAAUACCUCCUCCUACUCCUGUGAGAACAUCGUCUAUUCCCCCAGGAGAAAAAGAAACCAACUCCAAAGAUGAACUGCUCCCUAAAAUGGUUCCUCACAGCCGACCUGCCCUGCCACCAAAUUUUACUGUACGGCCUGCAGCUGCAGUUCAUACAGAGGGAGAGGCUAAGGCAAAAACUACUUUGGAAAAGCCCUCCAUAUUAAUCACAGAAUCUGGGAAUCCAAAGAUACCAUCAGAUUCUAAUGGCUCUUCUACUACUCCACAUGCAUCCUCUGAUGAUGAUCAUGAUGAUGAUGACUGGAAGGAGCGUACCAGUUUGGACAAACUGAAGCAUGAACUGUCUGCCCUGCUGUCCUCUUCAUGCAGAAAAGAGGACCGACAGCAAGACAGAACUGUUUCUUCCAAGCCUAAAACCAGCAUUACAGAUAGCAACCAGGUUGUUACAGAUGGAUUAAAACAAGCUAAGCCUGCCACAAGUGGCCCACAGUCACCACAAGCAAUAGAGAGUGAGAGGAGGGAAAAGACACCAGCUAAUACACCUUCUCCAAGAAAAGCUUUUAUCGGUGAUGCCAUUUCAACUUCAGACACUCAGUCUGCCUCCAUGCAAGCAAAUUGUGUUAUAACAUACAAAGAUGAGUUGGAAGCCUUGUUGUCUCCAACCAAGAAUGGAGGCCCACCCUUGGCUCUUACAAACCUGAGACAUAAUCCAGAAACAAAAAAACAAGUUACUCUUCAGUUUGGUGGUAGUCAGAUCAAUAGUGGAGAGACCAGGCUUCCAAUACAUCAGAAUAGCCCAGCAUCAGGAGUGGCAGAGAAAGACUCUAAGGCUCCUAGCACUUCUUCUGGUUACUCACCAACUGACAACACUCAAAAACCUCCAGUCUCCCCUCUGAAACCAAAGAAUGGACUCUCAGUUCCAGCUGCACCUUCAUCAGCCUCUUCUGGCGUCUCCUCACCCAUACGAACGGCAUCUCCCACUGUGGAUUUCUCCCUCCUGCAGUACAAAUUGCAUAGGACAAAGUUUGGGUCUGUUGACAGCCUGGCCUCUGCCACUUCUUCCCAAACUACAGAAGAUGGCCCAGCAAACCUAAGGGACUUUGCAGAGCCUAGGUCCCCAAUCACAUCUACUCUUUCUAGGAAUGCUGAUAAAACAGAUAGUGAGGUUUUGAUUCAUCCUGUUACAGGAGAGAAAGUAGAGAGAGGCUCCCCAAUGGCUCUUCUCUUGGCUGCACAGCAACGGGCCCAGAGAGGCAGACGUUCUGCUGUUGCUUCCCGGCAGAAUAGUUAUCUAUCUGAGAAGCCUCUGCUCAAGUUAUCAGAAAAGCUACACAAUAGCAGUCAAUCAGACUGCUCAUCCACCAUUUACUACAGUGAUGCCAAGCCCAACUCCAUCACAGUUGUACCCAAGUCCUUGCAAAAGGAAUCCCUGGAAGUCUCAGAAAAUAAGUCUCAGAAUAUCACUCCAUCAAAUGCAUACCGUUCUUCUAGUUUAGUUCAAAGUCUGCUGGAAUCCAGUAACUUGAAACAGGAAGACCCUCAUAGUGUGCCAGGAGGAACAACUGCAUACCCUCACACUACACCUCCAAAUCACACUCUGAGCAGUAAUGAGGAUGUGGAAGAAGAGUUUGAUUAUGAGAUCAUUCCCCCUCCACCAGAGUUCAGCAAUGAUGCCAGUGCAGCUCCAGAUGUAUCUUCAAAUGGGGAAGAAAAUCACAAAGACAGCAACAUCCCAAGUGACUUUCAGACCUCAGAUAAGAGACUUAACUGCAGUCACUCAAGCUAUGACUAUGGCAACAAUUAUUCACUAAAAUCCAAACCAACCUUGGAAAACAACAUGAGACCCAGUGGAUACAGCCACCAUUAUCCAGGUGGGAGCUACUCCUCUAGUUAUCUCAGUUCCUAUUCCAACAAUCGGCCUCUGAUUAAAAAGCGUCUUUAUGUGUCAGAGACAGACAGGUCAUAUGGCAGGGCAGCCAUGUCUACUCGCAGUAUGAGCACACCCGCUACCUAUGGCCACAAUACAUUGGCAUACAAUUCACAGGCUGUUGAAGGGAUGCACCGGGUCAAUUCUACUCACAGAAACGUAACCACCAGCAAGCAAGGAAGAAGGGUGUCACUGGAAUUACCUGGGAAAAUAUUGACUUAUAAUAAUGCCUCCAGUGAUGCCAGGUAUAAAAGCCAAAGUGGAGAGUAUACAACCAAUGCAGCGGGUGCCAGAAGGCCUUCCCAUGGAAGUCUGCAGUAUGAUACAACUGCAAAUACAUUCACUGUCAGACCUGGGACAAGACAACCCAUUUCUUAUUCAUACCAAGGAGGUCUUCGUUGAGACAUGCAUGUCAAGAAGAACUUGCCACACAACUCUGGCCAAAUCUGAUGCUACACAUCAUAACUUCAUCCUCUCCACUUUGUUAUGGGCUUCCUUUCACAGUUCUUUAGGGCCUGGAAGUAGUCCUGUUUCCUUCUUGUAAACAGACUGGUUGUAAGUUAUUGUCAACAAGGGCAAGAAUCAGUCUAGAAAACAUAUCCUACUGCUUAGGGCUUCUGUGCAGUACAGUAACAGAGUAAACGUUGUGUGAUACAGCAACAUUUCUUAACUUAAAGCAUAUGUGUAAUUCUAUAGACUUCCUUUUGUCUAGGGUGAGCUUGGCCAGUAGGUAACAACCUAGAGCCUCUACCUAUGGGGAAAACUCUACCUUUUACAACACCUUCAAGAACAUGCAACCAAACAGUAAACAGUACUGAAGAAAGGUUUAACAUUCUUGUCCUACAGAGGGACAAAAAACAGCUAAGGAGUCACAGAAAAAGGUAAGCAAAGGCCCCAGGUUUUCAAGAAAGGCUGUUAAAUAGCAAUUAACCCCAGCCAACUGAGGCCUAGAGCUGAAAGAAGUGGAUUGUGCUGAGAAGAAAAUAGUAUAGUUGUGGGAGAGGGGAAGAGAGGUUCACAGGGGAGAAAGCACAAGUGAGGCAAAAUGCAUAAGAGGGACUAGGGCAACCUUCUCCCACCUGAAAUCCUCCAGGUGUGUCAUCUCUAGCCACUAUUGCAAUGGCUAUGUUGGCUGGUGAUGAUGAGCUGCUUUCUAACACACCUUUAGGACAUCAGGCUGGGGGACAUUGGACUAGAUAAGAGAUGAGAAUGAAACUUCCCAGCCAUGUUAAAUAGUCAUACAACAAUCAGUUUGCUUGGCUUAUUGCUGUUACAAUAACCUGUAACACUCGAUUGUGUAAUUUGAUAUGAGCAAGAGAUUUUGAGUAAGAAACUGCACAGAGAAAUACAUUUAAAGGUUCCAUAUGUUUGUUAAGUUGCAACUUGUACAUUCCAUUUAAAAUAGGGGAAAGGGACCUUUUUUUGUACUGGAUGCCAAAUUUCAAUUUAGAAAGGGUCUCCUGGACUGCAUUUCAGUUGUGGGCAAAUCUACAGUAUAGAAAAGGGUCAAAGCAAUCAAUUUGGAUGAUUUCCAACCAAGAUACAGCCAAAUUCUAUACAUGUCUAAUGCUCUUCCUACUAUUUAUUGGACAGGAUGAAAAGCUCAGUGGCCAUACUAUCCCCGAACGUUUAAAAAUUUGGGAUAAAUCUUCUGGUUCCAAUCUGACCCUUGGAUAAAAUGCUAGUACUGUACCUUUCCAAGCAGCUAGCUAACACAUUGGUUUGGGGAUUUUGAUUUUUUUGCAUGGUGGUGAGGGCACUUUUACAGAAUAGGUGCUGGCACCUAUACACAUUAUGUUGAAGAUAUAUUUCAGUUUGCAAUUAAAACAGAGGAAAUGCAGGUUGAAAGCUCAUCUUUGAAAACCACACUCUAAUACUAGCUAGCCAGGUUUCUCCGGGUGUAAAUAUUACUCAGUAAGAUUCACUUUAAAUAGGUGAAUGAGUGUAUGAUUACAGCAGUGUUUCCAAAAAUUUAACCCUCCAGGUAUUUUGGACUUCAGCUCCCAGAAAUCCUAGCCAGUUUAGCCAACAAUCAGGAGUGCGGGGGGUGAAGUCCAAAAUAUCUGGAGGAUGAAAAUUUGGGAACCACUGGAUCAAAGCAUCUUAAUGCAACUUGUUUUGUAUUCUCAAAUGGGACUUAUCCAUUACAUAAUUGCUGGUUAUUUAUGUUGGUCUAUUUGUCUCUUACAAUUUUUUUUGACAUCAAUAAUAAUUCUAAACCUCUUAUUCAUAAGCUAAUUCCACAGUCUAUGCAUGCAGCACUGGCUUUUAGGAUUGCACUUGCAAACUAUUUUCCUGCAGGAAUAACAUAUUUUCAUAUUUUCUCUCUAAUGUUGCUGUAAUUUAGCAAGUACAAAUAUAAAAUCUUGCUGAUUUGGCCUGGCAGCAGAUUUUUUCAUAUAAAGGCAUCUCUCAAUAUUAUGCCAUUUCAGUUCAAAUCAGAUCUAUUUAUUUAGGUGGUCAGAUCUCAAUCUGUUAGGGUUGCUUGCUUCCUCAAAAAAAGCUCCUGUGUAAAAGAAAGUUAUGGUAGCUGCUUCUCCUUUCAAGAUGAGGAGAGAGCCCUCUAUUCUGCUGUAUUUAGUCAUCUGACUUUAAAUUGCAUUGCAUUGUUCCCUAUGCUUAAUUUGUACAUAAAUGCCUAGGCUGUGAUACUAAUAUAAGUUAACUAAAGAUGUUCACAGAAAGAAACUAUUCCAUCUUCUCCUCACCCCGUAGUCUCCUGCAUCCCCAGGACAAGGAAGUUGUCCUAAACAAUGUGGAAUGGGCUCCCAGAGGAGCAAGUGGUCCUAUGGACUCUAAAUUUUCUUUCCAUGUUUGCUUAUAACCAAUGACAACUGUUGGCUUCUAGGGUGGGUGGUGGAGGUAGUACUGAAUCCACUCUAGAUUUUUGUGCAAAUAUUAGGGAAGCUAUCCAAGACACUGAAGUUGUCUUGAGGACUGAUACCCCACUGGCAUGGAAGCCCACAUCGGCUUCUGCUUAUUAUUAAACUCAUCCAUCAAGUUGUUCUGAUCAGAAACUGCAGAGACAUGAUUCUACUAUUCACAUAAAUGUGUUCCAGAUAUAGUAAAACACACAUACAGUAUAUGUGUAGGGCAAAUGCGAAGUGAAAUAAUCUCAGUGCCUAAGGGGCUAUACAGACAGGUGACUAAAAGCUGCCCUGGUUGGUUCCGUGGCAGCCACACAAUGUGGAACUGACACGCUCCCUAAAAAAGAAGCUGCUCUAGGCAGUUUCUUUUUAGGGUUGUCAUUAUGGAGCUCGCACGCCAUGAUGAUGUCCUUUCGUGAAAGCGUUGUUUGGGCACUCUGACACAUGUGCGUCAUCAUGACGCACCCCAUAUAAACAGGGGCACACCAUGAUGGCGCACGGGUGCCGAUAGUAGGGCUGGGCACAUGUGGAUGCCCAGCCCUAUCUAUUCCUAAUUUUGGGCCCAGGCCGACACAAAGCGUCCAUCUGUACCAGUCCUUAGACUUACAAAUGAAGGGGUGUCUCUCUCACCCUGGGGGUGCUGCUGUGAUUUCCAGUGUGUUUUCUCAGGCUGCAUCUGUACUGCACAUAUCAUCUAGUCUGAUAAUUUAACAGCCAGGGCUCUCUGCCAGAGAAGGCUAAACAUCUUCUAUUCCCAGAAUUUCAUAGCAUUAAACCAUGGCAGUUAAAGUGGUUUCAAACUGGAUAAUUUUUGCAGUGCAGAUGCAUCUAUUCUCUGCUUGUAUUAGUGACCCUCUUUCAACUGCAGUUUCCAAACAAACAAUGUUCUUGAUUAACAGAAGCUGAAAUGAGAUAUGGAAGUAGCUUGGGAUAAGCAAGGGAGCUUGUACUCUCAGUAUAUAUCACAGAUUGUUAAACUUAAUUCAGGUUGCCAAUAUUUGUAAAUGUUCAGAGACAAACACAUGUAAUAUUUACAUUAUAAGGAGAUAAAAACUGUAAAAUAAAUGUAAAACAUGAGAAAAUGCAAUGUACUAUGGAGACA